AUGAGAGAUGAGCGGACGGAUGCGCAGGCUCUAAUACUCACAGUUCUACAAAUAACAGACACAGUUCUUUACAAGUUAAAGGAAAAGUAUGGUGACACACACGCUCCAUUGGCUAGAAUGAGCGACAUUCCCGGACAAGAAGGAUUGUCUUUUAAUGAGAAAAAAAGGUUCUACGUGCAACUACCACGGAAAGUAAGGAAAUUUAUUGACUCGUUGCACUGCACGAAAAUCAAUUUCAGUGUAAUGCAAAUGUACGACCAGCUAAGUGAUAAAGAUUGCGCCGCUUUGGAAGAUAGCAGUUUCGAUGGUAUCCCCGAUUUUCUGGGUGAGCCGAUUGAAUUAUUGUUAUGA
Molecule: messenger RNA, 351 nt
Organism: Cooperia oncophora
Lineage: Eukaryota; Metazoa; Nematoda; Chromadorea; Rhabditida; Trichostrongylidae
Source: the annotation of a GenBank genome assembly